UAUAAAUAUAAGACGAUUAAAGUCGUGUAAGGUUUUUUGUGACACCGACCGAACUGUUUAAUUCCAUUUUUCUUCUCUGAAAACUGAGAAUUUGUUUUUGAUCCGUAAAAUCUUAUAAUUGAAAAGGAUGCUUGGCGAUGGUGGAGAAACCCCAUCAAGAUAUGAAUUGUUGUGUAUGGUGAAGAAGCAUUCAAACUUAAUUGGAAAAACGGUUGUUGAAGAGCAAGAUGCUCCUGAUGUUGAAAUGGAUAUGAAAUUUUGGCAUGAUGUCUUUGAUUUGUAUUUUGUUCGCGGUAAAGAGUCUAGAGGACGACAAGAUGAUGAUCUCGUUUUCUUUGUCCGAAAAUUGGUUUCUCGAGUUUCUGGUUCGAACAAUGAUCCAGAGAGUGUUGAUCCUUAUUUUGUACGCAGGUGGGCACCUGAGUUGAGCAACUUAGUGGAUGAAACUUCGAUAGACGUGGAUUGGAGGCGUUCAUUUUACUUGAAUUUAAUUGCUCAUACAUCAUUCAGUGUAACUGUUGCAAUUUGCAGUCAACAGGUUCUUCAGAACCAUCAAGCUGGGAGGGAUACAUCUUUAUCCCCUAUAUACAAGGUUGUGAAGACUGUUUAUGCAUCUCCAAGUCGUGUUAAUUUUCAAUUGGACUCUACAAAGGAAGUGGAAACAACACCUGCUUAUCCGGAUAUAUGUUUUGCAAUUGAUGAUUUUGACUCCACUUUUGAUGCUGUGGUUUUGACUGAAAGAGAUCAUUGCUAUUGUGUUGUUCUUAAUGCACAUGAUGGGGCAGCAUUUCCUAGUGAUAAGGUGUCAAAUGAUUGCAGUACGAGUGAUGACUCCUCGCCGGAAGUUUGUACUAGUUCUACUACGAAAAAAGAUACUAAGCUUACCCUUUUCUCAGGAUUUGUCAGCUAUCAGAUGGUUAGAGAUGCAUACGAUGCUGGAAAAUCUCGAUUUGGGAGCCUUUUAUCAGUAGGCCAUUUUCCUGGCAAAACAGAUAGGAUUUACAUGAAAGGUCCCGGAGGCCGUGGGGAAGUUGAAGUAGCUGUUUCUGGUGUUGCAGAUCAAAGCCAGCAGGAUUCAGGACCACAUUCUCCAGUUGUAUCAAAUAAAGGGUUCGGGCUUGGUGUAAUCGUUCGCAGAGCUGCAACAGUUGCAUCCGUAGCAGCAAGACAUGCUUACGCUGCUGCCUCUUCCUCUAGCUCAAAUUUUGAUGAAAUGAUUCCGUUGAAAUGCAGCUUAAUGUCCAUAUCGUUGCCUUGGGAAUAUAUAGCGUAUGAUCUUCUGUUUAAGGGAGCUCCUCCAGUCAACAUGUGAUCAUCUAAUGUAUAUCUGGCCGCAUGGAAAAUUGAAUCGGAGAAGAUAUCUAAGUCAUGGAAUUCGUUUCUGUUCUGAAAGUUCUUUUUGGUGCAUGCUGCACGUGCAUGUAUAGGACUGUGCAUAUUUGGUAGUGGGGUGAAAUUCCCGAUAGAAUUUGUUGCAUCUGCUCGACUGCUUAUAAUCAUUCAUUGAUAAGUAUAUAAGAUGAAUUGUUGUUAAAUGCCACACUGCCAAUUCCUAAGUUCUGUGUAAGAUAAACCCAGUUUUUUUUUUUAAAAAAACAAUUGUGUAUCCCUUUUCAAACCUGAUGUUAUCACAGCCUCGAUUGUGUAUUUCAAGAUGUACUUGAGCAUGUUUGUGAAGUUA
Medicago truncatula (barrel medic) is the source of this 1681-nucleotide messenger RNA. RefSeq lists its product as uncharacterized. The transcript has 12 exons. Lineage: Eukaryota; Viridiplantae; Streptophyta; Magnoliopsida; Fabales; Fabaceae. The record is from RefSeq and is a predicted model, not a curated record. Bases 128 to 1312 code for a protein of 394 amino acids.